Molecule: messenger RNA, 1562 nt
Organism: Venturia canescens
Lineage: Eukaryota; Metazoa; Arthropoda; Insecta; Hymenoptera; Ichneumonidae
Product: protein YIPF1
Exons: 4
Coding region: 409-1377 (322 amino acids)
Biological process (GO): vesicle-mediated transport
Cellular component (GO): membrane; Golgi apparatus
Molecular function (GO): small GTPase binding
Source: RefSeq, a predicted model, not a curated record
AAAACCUGAUGCAGAAAAAAAAUUUAGGUGGAGAUAAUUCGAACGAAGUAUUUGGUGGGACUUGACAUAUAAAUUGAUAUUUCAGAUUUUUCCAAUGCCCGCACUGAGCCAAAGACAGAAAUUCAGAAUUAUAGUCGGCCGAGUUCAUGAACGUUGAUCGAAUAAAAUAUAAACAAACCGCAAAACAGGUGGAUCUACCGCGACAAAACUUUAUUGCGUUGAUGCGUUGUUGAUCUUGUUGAUUCAGACUCCAGGGACUCCGCAGCGACGUUUUAGUGCGCGUGGCAUUUAUAUUCUGACACUUGUCAAACAAUCCGGAAAAGUGAGGUUGGGGUCGCAUUCUUAUUCGUCGUAUUUUUUUGUAUCGUAUAAAACUAUUAGCGUUGUUAGUUAUUAAAAAGUGAAUUAAUGGAGGGCGACCUGAUCGGGAAGGUGAACGAUGAUUCACAAUUCAUAUCGUUUCAAGAUUUUUCACCGAUUAAUCGGUCAGGAGGAACUGGUCAAGCUCAGCUUGACAUCAAUUCCCCGAAUCAGCAACAGAAUUUUGGCAACCUCGGCAAUGAUUCCACGGGAAUUGGGAUUAUUGACGAACUGGAGAAUUUGCCAAGUGUGAAAAAUGAUGAUACACCAAGGAAUUUUUGGACGAUAGAAUACUAUCAGAAAUUUUUCAACGUCGAUACAAAUGUAGUUGUGCAGCGUAUAACAAGGUCGAUGAUACCUCAUGCAUCGGACAAUUAUUUGAUAUCUCAAAUCCGACCGAACCCAGAUCUUUAUGGACCAUUUUGGAUUUGUGUCACUUUGAUCUUUGCCAUAGCUAUCAGUGGAAAUAUGGCUGAUUAUCUUCAGUCAGCAAAUUCUAGAACAUUUCAUUGGAAAUACGAUUUUCAUCUCGUAUCUUACGCCGCUACCUGCAUUUUUUUAUACGCUUGGUUGCUACCUAUUAUUCUUUGGGGAGUUCUCAAAUGGAACAAUGGUUCUGAAAAUUCAGACGAUGAAUUGAUCGAAUCAAGAGCCCCUGGAAUGUUGGAGCUUCUCUGUCUUUAUGGAUACUCUCUUGCAAUAUAUAUACCAAUAGCAUUUCUGUGGACCAUACAAAUAACUUGGCUACAGUGGUCGUUGGUUUGCAUUGCGACAUUACUUUCUGGCGGAGUAUUGCUUCAAUCUUUGCUGCCGAUUAUUUCCGGCAAGCAAAAGCCCAUCUUCGUAGCUGUAAUAUUGGGAAUGCACCUUUUGCUGGCGGCCGGUUUCAAGCUGUACUUUUUCCACGAUCGUUCAAAAAGUUUACCCACUCCAGAAGUAAUUACUGUCGCAACAACUCAGAUCGUGGAAGACGUGAAAAAAGUAGCGGCAAAUUUACCGCCGUCAAAUCACACGUAAUAUUAAUUUUUUCGUCUUCCAACACUGACUCUGAAAGUGAAUUAACGCGAACACGAGUCCGCUGUCAUCUCGCAAUUGCUGUUCUUUCCUUUUUUUGCUAUUAUCCAAAAUAAACGUAUUUGUUUUGUAAAAUGCACGACGAAUGGGUGAAAUUAUUGAAAUAAAUCGUAAUCACGGAGAAAAAA